CAUCAGUCAGAAUCGGUCCAGAACGUUCCGUCCUCUUCACAGCUCUUUCUCGAUCCCUCCCUUGUUUCCUACUCAAUUACCUUGCUUGUAUAAAUCUCCCCUCCGAUCCCCAUUCACCUUACAUCCUCGAAAAAACAACAAAGCGGCGAAGUUGAACCAAUCAAAACAACAAACUCUUUAUUUUUGUCUUAGUAGCAGUCAAAAUGGCCCUCAGCGUCGCUGCUCGCCCUUUGUGCUCUCCCUGCUCCUCUCUCCUCCUGAAGCAGAGUGUGAGGUCUCCCAGGCACGUAAUUCCCUUCCUCUCGUCGCCAGGACGUAGGAUGUCGCCGAGGCGAUUAGUUCAAGCGGCAGCGGGGUCCGAGAACAAAGACUCGUCGUCGCUGGAGGUCCAGCGCGGGGACAGCGGCAGAACCAUGGAGCGCAGGCCUCGUCGAUCCUCCCUUGACGUCUCGCCUUUCGGGCUAAUUGACCCACUAUCACCGAUGAGAACGAUGCGACAAAUGCUCGAGACAAUGGACCGGAUGUUUGAGGACGCAAUGACAUUCCCAGGCUCAACCCGCAACGGGGCAGGCGAGAUCAGAGCUCCAUGGGACAUAAUGGAGGACGAGAAAGAAGUGAAAAUGAGAUUUGACAUGCCUGGGAUGUCCAAAGAGGAGGUGAAAGUCUCGGUUUAAGAGGAUUGAUG
Messenger RNA from Asparagus officinalis (garden asparagus), 685 nucleotides. RefSeq names its product small heat shock protein, chloroplastic. The coding region runs from base 204 to 674 and encodes 156 amino acids. Lineage: Eukaryota; Viridiplantae; Streptophyta; Magnoliopsida; Asparagales; Asparagaceae. The record is from RefSeq and is a predicted model, not a curated record. Gene Ontology annotation, biological process: response to heat. The transcript has 2 exons.